Molecule: messenger RNA, 1551 nt
Organism: Penicillium canariense
Lineage: Eukaryota; Fungi; Ascomycota; Eurotiomycetes; Eurotiales; Aspergillaceae
Product: class I SAM-dependent methyltransferase
Exons: 3
Cellular component (GO): mitochondrion
Molecular function (GO): protein-arginine omega-N symmetric methyltransferase activity
Source: RefSeq, a predicted model, not a curated record
CCUGAGGCAACGAGAAAGCUCCAUGCCGACCCCAUAUCACCGAUCUUCGUGUCUCCGACCUAUUGCUCCAAGCACCAUGGACUCUCCCGUCCUCAACCAGCUGUUCCGACAGCUCUUCCGACACCCGGCCUGCCAGUUGCACCGGCGGCCACCCCCUCACUCUCCCGCCAGACCCGCACGUUCCUCACCCGGCGUACACCCACCAAGCGCAAAUCGCAGGGCGAUGGCAUGCUGUGGACGAAGCGGGGAGACUACCCCAAGAAUAUCGAUGAGGAGUACUGGUCAUACCCGACAGUGACGGCGAAGGAUCUGCAGAAUCGGCGCGAGCGCCCACGGCAGGUCAAGAUGUUGACACGCGAGUUCAUUGACGACAGUCUUUAUAACCCACAUUAUGGUUAUUUCUCGAAGCACGCAACCAUUUUCAGCCCCGGUCAGCCAUUCGAUUUCAAUAGCAUCGAAGACGGACCCGCCUUCCACCGGCUCCUAGGGGAGCGGUACAUCGAAUUCGAGGAUUUGCUUGACGAGAAGAAGCCCGACAUUGCGCGACAGCUAUGGCAUACACCGACCGAGCUGUUUAGACCGUAUUAUGGCGAGACAAUUGCUCGGUAUCUCGUCUCGAAUUACAAGCUCACCCUGUAUCCCUACCACGACCUGAUAAUCUAUGAGAUGGGCGCUGGAAACGGUACAAUGAUGCUGAAUAUUUUGGAUUUCAUUCGUGAUACGGAUUACGAGGUGUACCAGCGCACCAAGUUCAAGAUCAUUGAGAUUUCGCCUGCUCUAGCAGAUCUGCAAAUGAAGAACUUGCUGGACACGCUCAAUUCCAAGGGCCACCGGGACCGUGUUGAGAUUAUUAACCGGUCUAUCUUUGACUGGGACACAUACGUGCAUUCUCCCUGUUUCUUCCUGGCUCUCGAAGUGUUCGAUAAUUUCGGUCACGAUGCUAUUCGGUAUAACGCCCGUACGGAGGUUCCCCAGCAAGGCGGAGUUCUGAUCGACGCGGACGGGGAGUUCCACGAGUACUUCAAUACACAGCUUGAUCCUGUUGCGGCGCGUUUUCUCCGCGUGCGCCAGGCUGCAUCUCGGCGCCCGUUCCCCAGCCCCCUUGGCCCGCGAUUCCUGCGCGGCAUUCGCUCUGCGCCACCUUUCCGCAAAGAGUUCUCUCUGCCAGAAUACAUACCCACGCGGCUGAUGCAGUUCUUUGAUGUGCUGAAUCAAUACUUCCCUGCUCAUCGUUUGGUGGCAAGUGAUUUUAGUUCCUUGCCAGAUGCAGUACCGGGAUUGAAUGCGCCCGUGGUGCAGACCCGAUACCAGCGGCGAACUGUGCCGGUGACAACUCCAUUUGUUCAUCAGGGCUACUUUGAUAUCUUCUUCCCCACUGACUUUAAUGUCGUCGAAGAUGUUUAUCGUGCAGUUACUGGUAAACUGACUCAAGUCAUGAGCCAUGAAGACUUCGUUCACCGCUGGGCAUAUAUUGAAGAUACAGAGACGCGGAAUGGGGAAAACCCGUUGUUGACUUGGUACAAAAAUGCCAGUAUGUUGAUGACGGUGUAG